UAUUCUUCAUACAAUACUUCGACUUUAAUCACGAAACACAAAUCCAACCUGCUUCAUAAUAUUUUUUUCUAGAAAUCACAUUUUAAACCUUCUUGAAACUUCUACUUUAUUCUACAACAAAGAGGAAAACUUAAUUCCCCUCCAAAUGUUAUUGUUUUUCUCCAAGACAGCCUAAUUCUCAAAAGAUGCAAUACAAUAUCUAUUAAGUAUUUCUUAGUAAGUAUUUCAGUUGAACACGCAUUGUUUAUUUCUUGGUUCGGUAAACGGGUCCUGAGAAGCCACGCCCACAGAAACAUCUGCGCCUUCCAGCUGCCACCGCCACCAGUAUGGAGGUAAAUUUACCUCCAUACACCAGUUAAACCAUCACACCGCCUCUCAGGACCUCGAACGUCAUCACAUACGUCAUCAACACGAGACUCGAGGCGCGCUUCACAGAAAUCUUCCUGGAUUUUCCUCGACCCACUGGACACAUCAGUAGUAAAAAUGUCUCCAGUUCAGCCCCAGAGAGAGACGAUCGACGAGCAGUUAACUCCUGCUGAAGAAACAUUCACUGAGUUUAAAGGAAUCAUCGUCAAGACCGAGGAAGAGCUCGAUGGUCAGCGCAGACUGCUGGAUUUCAGCCGGAUUCCCCUGAUCAUUUUACACAGAAUAGAUUUCUCUCAAUAUUAUGUAUGUAAAGAGGAGGGGGUUCCCACUGAGCUCAGCAACCAGGAGGGGAACUCCACUUUAAAUCAAGAGGGAUCAGAACCUCUGCAGAUCAAACAGGAGCAAGAGGAACUGGAACAUCAACAGUUCAAAGAGGAAGAUGAGGAACUCUGCAUCAGUCAGGAUAAAGAGCAGCUUGUGCCAAAACAGGAGACUGAUGACAUUUUAGUGAUUCCUUCUAAUGUGCAAAUAACCCACAAUGAAACAGAACCAAAAAGGAACCAAAUCAUCUUUCAGGCCUCUCCUGAAGUUGACAACCAAGAUCAAGACCCUGGAGAAAACAGAGAUGAAGAGCAGAAACAAAAUGAGAAAUGCCAGAAAACCAAACAGCAGAAAGGAGCCUGUGACAGUUCAACACACUGUAAAAUUUGCAACAAAAUCUUUACUACAAAAAGUCGCUUGACUAGACACAUGAGAUCUCACACAGGUGAAAAGCGUUUCACAUGUAUGAAGUGUGGAAAGGGUUACAUUGAAAGAAGUAGUUUAACUUAUCAUUUGAGAACCCACACAGGCGAGAAUCCUUCCUCGUGUGUGACAUGUAAAAGACGUUUCAGAAACAGAUCUUGUUUAAAAAGUCACAUGAGAACUCACAGAGGCGAGAAUCCUUUCUCAUGUGUGUCCUGUAAAAAAAACUUCAGAAACGGUUCUCAUUUGGCACGUCACAUGAGAACUCACACAGGUGAGCAGCCUUUCUCAUGUACAAUCUGUGAAAAAAGGUUUAAUAAUCGAAGCGGUUUAACUAGUCACAUGAGAAGUCACACAGGCGAGCAGCCUUUUCCAUGUACAACCUGUGGAAAAAGGUUCACCAGUAGAGGCAAUUUAACUUGUCACAUGAGAAUUCAUACAGGGGAGAAGCCUUUCUCAUGUACAACCUGUGAAAAAAGGUUUACCAGUCGAAGCAGUUUAACUAGUCACAUGAGAAUUCAUACAGGUGAGAAGCCUUUCUCAUGUAUUACUUGUGAAAAAUGUUUCAGUAAGAAAAACCUUUUAACUAUUCACAUGAGAACUCACACAGGCGAGAUGCCUUUCACAUGUACAACCUGUGAGAAAAGGUUCCAUAGUCAAAGUGGUUUAAAAAGUCACAUGAGAAGUCACACAGGCGAGAAGCCUUUCUCAUGUAUAACUUGUGAAAAAUGUUUCAGUAAGAAAGACCUUUUGACUAUUCACAUGAGAACUCACACAGGCGAGCAGCCUUUCUCAUGUACAACCUGUGGCAAAAGGUUCACCAGUAAAGGCAAUUUAACUAGUCACAUGAGAAGUCACACAGGUGAAAAGCCUUUCUCAUGUAUUAUUUGUGAAAAACGUUUUCGUAAGAAAAACCUUGUAACUAUUCACAUGAGAACUCACACAGGUGAGCAGCCUUUCCCAUGUGCAACCUGUGGUAAACGGUUCACCAGUAGAGGCAAUUUAACUUGUCACAUGAGAAUUCACACAGGUGAGAAGCCUUUCUCAUGUAAAACCUGUGAAAAAAGGUUCAACAGUAGAGGCAAUUUGACUCGUCACAUGAGAAGUCACACAGGUGAGAAGCCUUUCUCAUGUAUUACUUGUGAAAAAUGUUUCAGUAAGAAAACCCUUUUAACUAUUCACAUGAGAACACACACAGGUGAGAAGCCUUUCUCAUGCACGACCUGUAAAAAAAAGUUUAAUAGUCAAAGUGGUUUAACUAAUCACAUGACAAGUCACACAGGCCAGAAGCCUUUCUCAUGUAUAACUUGUGAAAAAGGAUUUGGUAAAAAAGACCUUUUAACUAUUCACAUGAGAACUCACACAGGCGAGCAGCCUUUUCCAUGUAGGACCUGUGAUAAAAGGUUCACCAGUAGAGGCAAUGUGACACGUCAUGAGAAGUCACACAGAUCAAAAGCCUUUCUCAUGCAUAACUUGUGAAAAAGGAUUUAGUAAACAAGACCUUUUAACUAUUCAAAUGAGAACUCUCACAGGUGAGAAGCCUUUCUCAUGUACGGCUUGUGAAAAAGGUUCACCAGUAGAGGCAAUUUAACUUGUCACAUGAGAAUUCACACAGUUGAGAAGCCUUUCUCAUGUACAACCUGUAAAAAAAUGGUUCAAAAGUAAAGGCAAUUUGACUCGUCACAUGAGAAUUCACACAGAUGAGAAGCCUUUCUCAUGUACGACUUGGGAAAAAGGUUCACCAGUAGAGGCAAUUUAGUUUUUCACAUGAGAAGUCACACAGGUCCAGUGACAUAAUGUGAACCUAUCAAGUCAUCAAGGUGCUCUAUAAUGAACAUUCUUUAUAUGUUUGCAAAAACCUGCUAAACACACAUUGUAUAACUUCUAGUUUCCAUUACACUCACGGAUGCUGAACAUAUGCAAAUGAAAACAUUGUACACACCAUUUUUGCACCGAGUCGGCGUCUCCUCUUUCGUAUUAAGAGUAAGUUAUGGAUGCUCUCGUUUUGCAUUAAAAGGAAUAUUGUGUGCAGCUUGGUAAGCUCCAUUAUCUCGCUACCCCGCUUCCCUCACGUUGUGUAAUGAAGGAAAUACUUCUAAUUAUAUGAUGACAACAACACAGACAUCAGGUUAUCAGGAUGAUACCUGAGAUGUUUUAUAUAAUUAUUUUCAUUUAAAUAUCUUCAUUGACUUCAUUCUUGUAAAAGCAAUUCUGAAUUGUAAGGGUUUUUUACCUUCAUUAUUUCUCCCUGUCAGCUAUGUUUUCUCUUAAAUCAGUUUUGUUGUUUUACCUCUCACACUGUUUUUAAAAUCCCUGUGAGUGUCUCAUUAAAUAUUCAGGUAUUUCAAGGAAA
This is a messenger RNA of Girardinichthys multiradiatus, 3463 nucleotides long. RefSeq names its product oocyte zinc finger protein XlCOF6-like. Gene Ontology annotation, cellular component: nucleus. Lineage: Eukaryota; Metazoa; Chordata; Actinopteri; Cyprinodontiformes; Goodeidae. Bases 484 to 2589 code for a protein of 701 amino acids. The transcript is spliced from 2 exons. The record is from RefSeq and is a predicted model, not a curated record.